ACCAUCACCAUCACCAUCAUCGUCACCCAUGGUUUUUAGUCUUCCUCCUGUGUUUUCUUCCUUCAUCUGAUUUGGUUUCUCCUCCAUUCCCUUCUUCUGAUUGUUAACCAACAAUGGAGGCAAAGCUGUUGCGAGUCGCCUCUCCUCCCAUAUCGAUACCUACUGCUUUCAGGUAUUUGAAACCCAUUUGCCUUCUCUCCCACCAUAACAGCCUAAGUGGCAGAUUUGGAUUCCUCAAUUCAAACUUGCCAAACCAUGGCAUCCAAUCGCUUCAAGCCUCUGCAAUUUCCGUUGGAGAAGGCAAUCUUUCAACCAGUGUCACUUGCCGAGAAAUUUGCUUCUUACCUGGAGCACUGUUCAGAUAUUGUUUCUUUGAGAACACUUCAUGCUUCCAUAUUCACAUUUGAACUCCAAAACAACAUCUUUGUGGGCUCCAAGCUCCUCAAUUGCUAUGCUAAGCUUGGGUUCUUAACUGAUUCUAGAUGGGUAUUUGACAAGAUCGUUAAUAACAGCCUCUCUCUCUGGAAUUCAAUUCUUGUUGGAUAUUUUAGAGCUGGUUACCACGAUGAAGUUUUGGUUCGAUAUUUGGAUUUAAGACAACGAAACAUUGGUGUGAACGGUUCAGCCAUCAUGUUUAGUUUGAAAAGUUGUACUGAGUUGGGAAGUCUACAAUUUGGCAGAGGAAUUCAUGUGGAUGCUUUAAAAUUUGGGAUGAGUGCUGAUCGUUUUGUGGGCUCAUCGCUCGUUGGAUUGUAUUCUACAUAUGGUGAUACUGACAGUGCAUCCAAAGUGUUUGAUGAAAUAAUUGAGAGAGAUGUGGUUGCUUAUACGUCCAUGAUUACAGGGUAUGCUCAAAGUGGUUAUCGCCACGCUUAUGAAGCUUUUGGUGUUGUUCGGGCUAUGCAGGAAGAAGAACUCUGUCCUAACCGGGUGACUUUAGUGAGCUUACUUCAGGCUGCUGGACACUUGGAUGCACUGGAAGAGGGUCAGUCUAUCCAUGGCUAUGCUAUUAGAAGAGGUAUUGGAUCUUCAGAUGAAGUUUUUGAAACCAGUCUAAUGGACAUGUAUAUCAAAUGUGGGGCCAUGAAUACGGCGGCCUCAAUUUUCAGCAAAAUGAGCACAAGAACAGUUGCUUCUUGGAAUGCAUUGAUUGCUGGUCAUCUUCAAAUGGGGCGGCCACUAGAAGCUUUGAAUCUUUUCUUUAUUAUGGUGCAACAAAACCUUGAGCCUGAUUUGAUUACUUUAGCAAAUGGGAUUUUGAGUUGUGCUGAUUUGAAGUAUUUGAAUGAAGGAAAGAGUAUCCAUGGGUACAUAAUUCGAACAGGGCUUCGGGUUGAUAUAGUAGCUACCACAGCUUUGAUUGACUUGUACUCAAAAUGCAACAGUUUAACCCAUGCCAGAAAAAUCUUUAAUAGAAUGGAGGCAAAGGAUGUUAUUUCAUUUAAUGUGAUGAUGGCAGGUUAUCUCCAAAAUGGGUUUGCUUGUGAGGCCAUGAACACAUUUUAUGAAAUGGUUGGAACAGGUAUUAUACCAAAUCUUAGUACCAUCUUAAGUAUACUUUCUGUAUUUUCGGAUCUGAAAGACGUAAGACAAGGCAGGGGAGUCCAUGGAUAUAUAUUCAGACACGGGUUGGAUUUGCAUAGUGAAAUAGCUAAUCAAGUCAUCUACAUGUAUGCAAAAUGUGGAUACAUAGACUCUUGUGGACAAGUCUUUGAUAGAACAAAAUAUAAAGACUUGGUUUCAUGGACAUCAAUAAUGAUGGGUUAUGUACAUCACGGGCGUGCUGAUAAAGCCAUAGCUCUUUUCCACCUGAUGCAAAGAGAAAAAGUAACUGCCGACUCUGUCACUUUUUUGAGCCUGCUUCAGGGAUUUUCUCAGCUGGGAUGUUUAAGUCUAGCAAAGGAAGUUCAUUGUCGGAUAUAUCGGGUUUCAUUGGAGCUAGAGAUGCCAGUCAUCAAUUCUCUAAUUACUACUUAUGGAAAAUGUGGAAAACUAAACAUUGCUAGUGCUCUGUUUGAGCACAUGAGUGAACGGUGUUUGACAUCAUGGAACACAAUGAUUGCUGCAUAUGGGAUGCACGGAAAAUGCGUUGAAGCACUUAAAUUGUUUGACCGAAUGAAGGAGGAAAAGGUUGCUCCGGAUGAGGUAACCUUCACUUCGUUGAUCUCUGCAUGCAGUCAUUCAGGCUUGGUAGAACAGGGCCUAAAUAUUUUCAGGUCCAUGAAAGAAGAAUAUUUUUUAAUUCCAAUUGAAGAGCAUUAUGGGUGUAUGGUAGAUUUAUUAAGCCGAGCAGGACAGAUUGAAGAAGGGUAUGAUCUUCUGAAUUGUUUGCCAUUAAGACAAAGAACUUCUGCAUUGGGUGCUUUGCUUGCCGCUUGCAGAGUUCAUAAGAACACUCAAAUGGGUGAGGUUAUAGGAAGGCAACUUCUGAAUUUAGAGCCUGAUAACCCAACUGCUUAUGGUUUGCUGUCAAAUUUAUACACUGAAGUGGGCAAAUGGAAUGAUGCUGCCAGCAUAAGAACUAUGUCAAAGGACAGAGGUUUAAAAAAGACUCCUGGAUAUAGCCUGAUAGAAAUAGAUAAGCAGAUUUCUGAAGAAAGAAAGGAUUGAUGAGACUGACAGCUACACUCUAGACGGUAUAAGACAUUCUUUAAUUCGACAAGAGGACAGCAUCAUAUUUAGCCUCCUGGAGAGAGCUCAAUAUUGUUUCAAUGUUGACACGUAUGACCCUAAUGCUUUCUUCAUGGAUGGAUUCCACGGCU
Messenger RNA from Camellia sinensis, 2762 nucleotides. NCBI's taxonomy places the organism in Eukaryota, Viridiplantae, Streptophyta, Magnoliopsida, Ericales, Theaceae. The record is from RefSeq and is a predicted model, not a curated record.